CAGGACGUAAAAUAUGCAUUUGGUAGUAGAAUUACAAAAACUUUGGAUAUAAAUGUGCUAGUUUAAAAAAAUGUUGCAGUCUUAAAGUUCAAUAUCUCCAAUAUAUUGUUACUUGCGUUAAUUUAAACAAUAAAAACUUAAGAUGACGCGUUUUAUAGCAAUUCUGAUAUGGAUUUCAUACAUUGUUGGUUCAAAUUUUUGUGAAGCGUCAUGUUUCCGACUUCUUGGCGGAGCUCGAGAAAGCGAAGGUUUGCUGCAGAUUAAUGUGAGUAACGCCUGGAAAAACGUUUGCUUCAUUGACGGUCUAAAACAGCACGAACUUAACUUGUACGUCUGCAAACAAAUUAACAGUUCCAGCAGAUUUCAGAGUGGGGUCAGCAUAAACGGGCCAUUGAUUUAUAGGAACAAAACAGGUAAAGGUGGUAUACAGAUGAACAAUCUUACCUGCCAAGCCACAAUGAACGAAACUGACGCUUGUGAAAAGUUUACUAUCUGCUGCCAAAAAUUCGGGGAAACAAUCGACAAACAACUAAGUUCAUGCAGUUCAAAUUGGCUGGAGACUGAAUUCUGCUACUCUGGCAAUGUUGUUGGGAUCCGCAGUUUUCUGAAAUACCUUGAUAAUCAGAACGUUCGAAGAGCUUGGACAAGUUCGGCAUUUAAAGAUGCGUGCCAGAACAACACAAGUCAUUCCGUAUUCACAACGAACAAGUUGAACAAGUGCUUGCGGACAAUUCAUGAGAAUUUGAACAAUACGUACGCAUUGAUAGAGGGCGAUAACUGCAAAUGGACAAAAGUAAUAAUAUGUAAUGAAACAGCGCAAACCUUCGAGUUACUCGAGAACAAAACUGUGAGUAUGGAUGGCCUACAUUGUGUUACAGUGGACGUACAGAAUGGGACCAGGAACUUCUCAAUAGCUCACUGUUCCUCGUAUCUCCCUUCAGUUUGUCUGAAGGUGUCGCGAGAGAAAGAUAAUUACACAGAACGUCCAAACCGAAAAACAACAACUAAGUCAAGAAAUACCAUCCGGAACUUGACUACACCUUCAUGGAAUGAAGAAGAAAAUGUUCGGCCACAAUACGUUAUUAUAGCUAGUGUACCAUUAACCUUCUUGGUUGUCAUCCUUAUUUUGAUAGCGUGUUUUCAAAUCAGGAAGUCUAGAAAAAGAUUGACUGAGCGUCAACGACCAAAUUCUGUCCAUAAUGACACCUACAAUCGUGAAAGAGAUGCUGUAGAAAGAACAGAGGAGAGGUACAAUCGUAUAAGUGACUUUGACCUCACUGACUUUAAACCAGAACUACCUGUCAGAGGUCAAACCAACCAGAUAUCGGUGCUUGAUGAUUAUAGCAUGCCUCCUGACUCAAUCCCGCAGGAGAAGGAAACAGGGGAGUAUUUUGUUACAUAUGACGAUCCCAUUCGAUCAUUAGUUAAGCAACAUAAUGAAGAUAACAAUCAUCUUAGCGAAACAAGAGAUGAAUCUCUUGAAAGAAAAUUUCCAGAUGAUGAACAUGCAUGUUCGUCUACUCACACUGAUGAAUCUUGUCUUGUUUUGAACAAAGGACAAGUUGAAUUUAAUCGUUUUAAGAAGGCUGAGGCAUUUUCAUUGAACAGAACUGCGCGAUUAAAAGAGAACAUAUCGGACAAAACCAAAGAGGCUAAUAAUGUAAAAUGUAAAAUUUCAGAGAAAAAAAUAGUAUCGGAACCAUGCAUUUCUACUCGAUUGGACAACAAUUUGUCCACUGACCAAACAAAAAUCAGCGGUUCUUUCAAUGGAAUUGCAUUACAAAACAGAGUGUCUGUCGAAUCGUCAAAUGGAUACACCGACUGCAUAUCGAAACGUCCGAUAAAGCUUAUAAAGCAGAGUGAAGAUAGUGACGAUUAUGAAGAUACUUCGAAUGUUAAUCCUGAACAAUUUUGCGCAGGUGCAAAACCCAAAGAGCGUUUAUUUGUUAAUCACGUAUGUAUAGACUGCCUGACUCCAGACCAUUUAAAAAAACUUGGAAUCAGGAUAAUUCCAGACAAAAGUGCAUAUACCUUAUACAACUUCUUUAAAAUGUCGAAAAGGUUUUCGGACACUGCACUUGAGCUCUAUGUUAAUACAGCAGAUCUUAAAAGAUCUGAAUGCUCUGAAAUGACUUCAAAGUCAAGAGAUCUAACGAAUGAAGAAGAUAAAAGAAACGAAAACGAUAGGAAGAGCUGCUCUGAAAAUGAACACGACAAGCAGCGAUUAAAGGAAGAAAGGGACUAUUUUAAAUAUCCGCGAAAGUGUUCUCUACGUCAUGCGAAUUCGUAUGAUAUAUUAGGUGCUUUUUCAAAGAGGAACGACGGUAGUCAUUUUGAACAUGUUUAUCAUAAAUUAGCGGAUGUGCGUAUAUGGACACCAAAACAUGUUAAGUGUAGACAUGGAAGACACAAAUCGACGUAGUUCUUGUUAUCAAAUAUGUUGUGAAACCCGGCGGUAUCAUUAGGAUGUUCUUAAAAUCUUUAAGGACAAAACACUUAAUGGAUUUCUGACAUGUUGCAUAAUGUUUUUCUUGUACAUAAAUAAUAUCAGAGUAUUUUUGGUAAUGAGCCUUGAUGGACAGAACGUAUACUUUGACUACUCAAUAAUAAAUAACCAUUAUAAAUCAAA
Molecule: messenger RNA, 2629 nt
Organism: Mya arenaria
Lineage: Eukaryota; Metazoa; Mollusca; Bivalvia; Myida; Myidae
Exons: 9
Coding region: 143-2422 (759 amino acids)
Cellular component (GO): membrane
Source: RefSeq, a predicted model, not a curated record